UUAUUAAAUAUCGAGCACGUUGCCACACGUGAUUGCCUAUUAAGCAAUUAUUCACACGAUAUAUAUACAUAUAUACAUAUAUUUGUUCCGUAUUUGAAUUGCCUAAUGAUGAAAUAUAUUUUGCGAGAUAACGAUAAUCGAUUGUACAAGAAACAUACAGAAAUUUCUUAACAUUCAUUCGAAUCGCGCCUUUUCGUUCAUAUUAAGUACUCACUAGCAGCACUACGGAAAAUUGAUGAACUUGGUUAAAGACGAAAUAUUGCGGACAUCACAGAUACAGUGAGGUUAAACAUUUUAAUUAUUUUAAGACACAAUAAAUUAAACUUAAAAUGGCAAAAGUAAUUGCACGAAUGACAAAAUACACGGCCAGGACAUUUCCAUGUGUUUCAAGAGAAAAUUUAUUCACAUUAACCUCUACAAAAGUUUCAUUUAAUGUUUCACGUUCCAUCGCUACUACUCGAUGUUUGAGAGCGGAUAGACUGUUCACAAAAAGACACGAAUGGAUAAUAAUUGAUGGUAAAAUAGGUACAGUUGGAAUAUCCAAUUAUGCACAGGAAUCUUUAGGUGAUGUUGUUUAUGCUCAACUUCCAGAUGUUGAAAAUGAAAUAGAAAAAGAAGCUGAGUGUGGAGCAUUAGAGUCAGUAAAAGCUGCUUCUGAAUUAUAUAGUCCUGUCAGUGGAAAAGUAAUAGAAAAAAAUGAAGCAGUUGAAAAAACACCCAGUUUAAUUAACAGUUCUUGUUAUGAAAAAGGAUGGUUGUUUAAAGUAGAGUUAAAAAACCCAGAUGAAAUUAAGGAUCUUAUGAAUGAAGAAUCAUAUAAUUUAUAUUUGAAAUCUGAUCCACAUUAAAUAUAUUAUGUCAGUGCCAUGUGUGAAGUUAGUAUUGAGUUGCAAUUUAAUUUUUAUUGUUCCUAGUAAUUUAUCAUAAAUUAAAAAAUGUGUAAAUAUU
Osmia lignaria (orchard mason bee) is the source of this 948-nucleotide messenger RNA. It is a transcript of the gene ppl, whose product is annotated as glycine cleavage system H protein, mitochondrial. NCBI's taxonomy places the organism in Eukaryota, Metazoa, Arthropoda, Insecta, Hymenoptera, Megachilidae. Gene Ontology annotation, cellular component: mitochondrion; cytoplasm; glycine cleavage complex. The record is from RefSeq and is a predicted model, not a curated record. Gene Ontology annotation, biological process: glycine decarboxylation via glycine cleavage system; protein lipoylation.